Molecule: messenger RNA, 648 nt
Organism: Rotaria sp. Silwood1
Lineage: Eukaryota; Metazoa; Rotifera; Eurotatoria; Philodinida; Philodinidae
Source: the annotation of a GenBank genome assembly
AUGGAGUCUAUUACUGUAUCAACUCAAAACAUUGAUUUUUAUGUUUUACCAACAGAAGAAAUAGUUAAAGUAGAUGUUCCAAUUGUUCCAUCCAUAGAACAACGAGAAUUGAUAUGUUAUGUUGAUGCUAGUUAUUCUCAUCGUAUGCAAAUUGGUCAUUCAGGUUUUCGUGCUUCAGAUGGUUCAAGUACAGUUCAUUGUUAUUCUCCUACUUGUUCAAGAAGAGGUAGUACUGAAAGUGAAGUAUUUGCUGCUGGUCUUGCUAUUCAACAUGCUUUUGAAAAUCAAUACGAUACAUUAAUCAUUUAUACAGAUAAUUCUAAAGUCGAGCAACUUCUUUGUCGUCCUAAAGAUAAAGAUAGUUGUGAUUAUCCUGGUUUUUAUCAGAUUUUAUCUCAAUAUCAACAACAACCGAAGAAUAAUAAGAUUCGGGUAGAACGAGUUCGUGGACAUCCAACACGUUAUGAACAAGAUCAAUCUGACAUAAAACGUGAGUUUGCUAAAAUUGAUCGACUUGUUCGUAAAAAAAAUCAACGAUAUAUUCGACGACAACAAAUUAAAUAUACAAGAUUUUAUCCGUCUUACUAUUCAUGCAAUACUUUUACAUAUCAUAGAUGGGAAGUAUAUCAAUGCUUAUUUUAUUUUUGA